Messenger RNA from Pristis pectinata (smalltooth sawfish), 1172 nucleotides. It is a transcript of the gene timm21, whose product is annotated as translocase of inner mitochondrial membrane 21. NCBI's taxonomy places the organism in Eukaryota, Metazoa, Chordata, Chondrichthyes, Rhinopristiformes, Pristidae. Gene Ontology annotation, biological process: protein import into mitochondrial matrix. The coding region runs from base 69 to 806 and encodes 245 amino acids. The transcript has 6 exons. Gene Ontology annotation, cellular component: TIM23 mitochondrial import inner membrane translocase complex. The record is from RefSeq and is a predicted model, not a curated record.
AGCAGAAGAAUGGCAGGGAGGUAGCAACCAUUGAGGGAGAAGUAUAUUUCCUCUGCUUUGCAAAUAAUAUGGCUAGUAUUUUGCUUUUGCGAGCUGUGUGCACGCAUAGAUUAAGACUGGGGUCCCAGUUUAAGAUGCAAUAUCGGUUAGGUGACUCGGGGCUGUUGGGAAUCUGCGAUUCAGUCUCAGUGAGGGCCGGGGCAGUCAGUUAUUUGAAACAACAGCUGGAUUCACUUUACUGUUUUAGAUCAGUUUCCAGUCGGUACAUUUUUACCGAGACCAGACUGAGAAGAAAUAAUGAAGUUCCAGAGAGGAAGCAAAACAACAAAGUGUCCUUAAGAAGGAGUCCGCCGCCCGCGUCAACAGCUCAGAAAGUGAAAGAAGCUGGAAAAGACCUCACUUAUCUCCUAGUAGUGUUGGUUGGGAUUGGCAUAACAGGAGGACUGUUCUAUGUAAUAUUUAAAGAGCUGUUUUCCUCCUCAAGUCCAAGUAAAAUAUAUGGAGACGCUUUGAAGAAGUGUAGAGCCCAUCCAGAGAUAAUUGGGGUGUUGGGAGAACCUAUAAAAGGUUAUGGAGAGACAACUCGGAGGGGUAGAAGACGUCAUGUCAGCCACAUAGAAUAUAUGAAGGAUGGUGUGAAGCAUAUGCAACUUAAAUUUUACAUUGAAGGCUCUGAGCCCAUAAAAGGAACAGUGCACUUGGAUGCAAAAGAGAACCCUGAAAGUGGAAAGUAUGACUUUCGUUAUAUAUUUGUGGAUUUUGACACCUAUCCUAAAAGAACCAUUAUUGUUGAAGACAACCGUUGAAAGGCGCAAGUGUGUACUUUGCAAUACACUAGGAGAAAGCCAGAGAUUUUUUUCAUGCUUUUGUAGAUUAAAUAAAUCAUGUGAAUAAGAAAUGAUUUGGAUAAUUAAUCAUUUUUUUUCAGAUACUGUCAAUGCAAUUUAUUUGUGAGGAGGUCAGAUUCAGGGUCUGAAAUACAGUUCCUGCAAAUGUUUGGCUCUUUAUACUGUUGAUUAAUGUGCUCUUUCUGUUUUAAAUCAUGAAGUUUAGAUUAUGCUCUGAAAAGUUUUACAGAUUAUCACAAGUGUAAAGACCAAUUGCUGGCCUUUUUGAACAAAGCAAAUUCAAUCAUGAGUGCAAAAUGGAGAAACUUUAGAAAUAAAGCACAU